CGUGAUCAGAUUCCAGCCAGAAUCCACCUGCAGAGCGGCUCUGCUUGUCCGAUGCUUCGGGAGAAGAAAAGAGGAGGAAGAGAAGAAAAACUCAGCAAAGUCCGAAUUUCUCUCACUUUCGGGACGAACUCGGAGAAGAUCGAUCCGCAGUGAUGAAGCCGAUCAGUAACGCGCUGCUCUUGGUGAGCUUGGCGGUUUGGAGUGCAGUGUGUGGGUUGGAGAUCACCUCCACUGGACCGACCUCCAUAGAGAAGGCCAGCGGUGAGAGUGUGAAGCUGGACUGCCAGUUCACUCUGGCCACCGAGGACUCUGGACCACUGGACAUUGAGUGGAGCCUCCAACCGUCCGACAACCAGAAAGAGGAGAAAGUGGUGAUCCUGUAUUCGGGCGAUCGAGCCUAUGAGAAUUACUAUGCUCCACUGAAGGGCCGAGUUCACUUUAACUCUCCCGACCCGAAGAACGGCGAUGCCUCCAUAAACCUGCUGAGUCUGGAAGCGUCCGACACCGGAACCUACCAGUGCAAAGUGAAGAAGGUUCCGGGCAUCCGCAGCAGGAAAGUCCUGCUGACCGUUAUGGUGCGGCCCUCUAAGCCCAGGUGUUCUAUUGAGGGUUCUGCUCAGGUGGGCAAAGAUGUGGUUCUUAAGUGUAAGUCGUCUGAUGGAACGAGUCCUCUGCAGUACAUCUGGGACAAAACCAGCGGCAACAAACUGCUACCAGCUAAUGCAGUACUGGAUUCUGUCGGGGGAACCAUCAGCAUCCGCAAUGCCACUGAGGCUGUUUCAGGAACGUACCGCUGCACCGCCAAGAACCGCGUAGGAACCGAUGAGUGUGUUCUAGAGCUCAACAUUACACAACCUCCUAACACGGCUGGUGUGAUCGCCGGCUCUGUGAUCUGUGUGCUGCUAAUUCUUAUCCUCAUCGCGCUAAUCUUGUUCUGCUGCUGUCGCGCUCGUCAAAAGAAGAAGUACGAGAAGGAGAUUUCCCACGAGAUCAGAGAGGAUGUUCCUCCUCCUAAAAGUCGGAUCUCCACGGCGCGGAGCUUCACCAGCGUGGGCAGUCAGCGUUCCUCUCUGGGCUCCAUGUCCCCCUCCAACCUGCACGAGUACACCAAAGCCCAGUACGACAAAAUCCCGUCUGAGGAGUAUGAGAGGCCCCCUAGCCAUGCCCCCCAGCCCCCUAGCUUCGCCCCCAGCAGGAUGGCCGCACCCAACCUGAGCCGCAUGGGGGCCAUUCCGGUCAUGAUCCCGGCACAGAACAGGGAUGGGUCCAUCGUGUAAGGCUGGGGGCCAGUUGGGGGGUGCAGUGCCAGUGUCACUAUGCCAGCCUGACUGUCCGGAGUGGCACUGACUGCAGCACAGAGCUUCUCAAUAAAACACACUGUGAUCUUCCAGAACUUGAGCAGAUCUGUAGAAACUCUGAGAAGAUCAUCAUCAUCCACUUAUAAGAUCAGUGAAGGUGGACUCGUGUUCGGUUCUGUAAAUAGUACACAUGAUUUUUUAUUUUAUUUUUUAUUUUUUACUUUGGUGGUCCUUUGUAGUGAGAGAUGUUCUAGCUGACUUAGGGACUCAGUUCUUCACCUGUGAAAAAUCUAGAACAGUGAGAUGUGAAAUAAGAACUACAUUCCAAACUCAAAAUGAUUUUAUUUGAAACCUUAUAAAGUCGCAUUUGCCCUGAUUGCUUUUUUAAAGUCCCCCCAAAUUAGAAUGAUCAAGUUUUAUAUGAAGGUCACUUUACACUUGGUUCUGUAGGUUCUGCUGUAGAACAUUCAAAUCAACUGAAAUGUACGGAGAAUUGUGUAAAGUUUUUCCUUAAUUCACAAAUGCUUCUCUGAUUUUCUAGUUUUACCUGUAGGUUUACCUGAAAUUUUACCUGUGGGUUCACCUGUAGGUUCUCCUGUGGGUUUACUUGUGAGCUGUUUGAGAGCUCCAGUUAGUGAGAGCUGAUUGGUCACCUGUUUAUGGUUAGUGCUAAAUCGGAGGUCAUGUUCAGACUCACUGAGCGAUCUGAUUUAAUCAUGUUUGACUGCUCAGAUGUGACCAGGCCAGACUAUCUGAUCCCUGAAGCCUCCGAUUAAGGCACUGUUCUCACUGAGAUCCUUGAAUGAAAUACUUUAUCAUUAUUGAAGUUUUUAUUUUCUCCGGUUCCGCUGCUCUAGAAGAUGAGGGACCUUUUCUGAGGUUAUAUGAAGUGUUUGUAGGAAAUAUAAGUGAUAUAUAUAAGUGAUCACUGUGGAGGCUGGAAUCAGCCUCGCAUCAGUUAUUCUCUUUAGAUGAUUAAUUACGCCAGUAAACUUGAGUAGGAAUCUUGCGACUGAGGUUCUUGAGGUUCUGGAACAGUUCCUGUUCUAGGUCAGAGAACCUCACCGCUCCCAUGGUCAGUGUAGAGCGACAGAGCACUGUUAGUGAUGGGAGAUCUGCCGAACUCACUCCUGGUGCCUUUUCUUCUCUCUGGCUUUAAUGAAGGUGUUUCACAGCACAUAUUUAUUCAGAGUUUAGUUACUGAUUAAUCUCCCGCUGACUCGAUCCUCAUAACGCUGAACAGAACAGUGGUGUAAACUGAUAGUGACACACGGAGAACCUGGUCUUGUGCUCAGUAGUAACUGCUGACUCGUACUGAUGAGAUCUUAAAGGGCUCAUAUUGUGGAAAACUGAAUUUGCCUUACUUUUAUGAAAUAAGAGAUUAAUGCAGUUUGGAAACAUUAUUACAGUGUCACAAUGUUCUGUUCACUCCAGCGGCCUGAUUUAAAUUCACUGUUUCUGUGACGUCACAGAAACCAACACAUUUUAUAUACAAAUACAUGCAGCAGUUUUGCCCCUGUGUAAGCCUGUUUAUUGUAGAUACAGUCAGUCAGUCAGUGCUGCAGCUGAACUGCAGCAUCAGUGAUCAGCGUCAGUCACUCUAUCACUGUUGUUCUUUUACACAGCAGCUUCUCAGCUUCUGUUUAUCCACAGUUUCUGUUUAAUCUGCAAAUAAACAUAUUUACUGUUUUUAACAGGAUAAACAAGUCUCUCCCAUAAAACACAGUUCUCCAAAACGCUGUCCUGUCCUGAAAACUAACACACACACACACGCACACACACACUGUGGGGUGUUAGUGCUGAUUUGUGUUCCUGUGCAGUUCAGUGUGUUAUUACAGUGUAAUAAACAGCACUGCUGUGAUCUGAGCUGAUUACAGAGAGAAAUUAAACUCUUCACUGAUUAAAUUAACUGUAGCUCUUCAGCCGAAAACUAA
This is a messenger RNA of Colossoma macropomum (tambaqui), 3232 nucleotides long. It is a transcript of the gene cxadr, whose product is annotated as CXADR Ig-like cell adhesion molecule. The record is from RefSeq and is a predicted model, not a curated record. Gene Ontology annotation, biological process: homotypic cell-cell adhesion. Bases 153 to 1277 code for a protein of 374 amino acids. Gene Ontology annotation, cellular component: intercalated disc; bicellular tight junction; basolateral plasma membrane. Lineage: Eukaryota; Metazoa; Chordata; Actinopteri; Characiformes; Serrasalmidae. Gene Ontology annotation, molecular function: cell adhesion molecule binding. The transcript has 7 exons.